Molecule: messenger RNA, 459 nt
Organism: Linum tenue
Lineage: Eukaryota; Viridiplantae; Streptophyta; Magnoliopsida; Malpighiales; Linaceae
Source: the annotation of a GenBank genome assembly
AUGGCCCGGAAACAGGUGGAGCGGAAAAGAUCCGACCCGGGAAUGUUCAUCGUCACCUACACGGCGGAGCACAGCCACCCGGCUCCCUCCCACCGCAACUCCCUCGCCGGAACCACCCGCCACAAGACUUCUCCGACCGACGAAUCGGAGAAGCCCUGUUCCGACGUCAAGCCGACCAGUUCGUCUCCGACGACCCCCGCAGAGGACGACGAUCAGCAGCAGCUCCUCCUCCAAGGCACGGCGGCGGCGGAGAGCAAGGAAGUGGAUUUGGAGAUGAUCGAGGACGAGGAGGACAACGAUGAGUCGGGGAACUGCGGCGGGUUCUCGCCGGAUGCUCCGGACGACGAUUUCUUCAUGGGUUUUGAGGAGCUCACGAGUUUGGCUACGGGGGAUUGCUUUUCCGUGCCUUUCCCGACGGGGUUUGGGUUCCCUAGGCUCGCCACCGCCGGGAGUUUCUGA